AUGGACUGUCAAACUCAACAGGCUCUGAAGGACCCACAGCUUAAGACUCACCUCCAGUUCAUUUCUUUCAGGUGUGACCCAGGAUUUUCUGGCCCAGCUUGUGAGAUGGCAUCCCAGACAUUCCCGAUGUUUAUUUCUGAAAGCUUUGGCAGCUCCAGGCUUUCCUCUUACCAUAACUUUUACUCUAUCCGUGGUGCUGAAGUCAGCUUUGGUUGUGGUGUCUUAGCCAGUGGUAAGGCCCUGGUUUUCAACAAAGAUGGGAGGCGGCAGCUAAUCACAUCCUUUCUGGACAGCUCACAGUCUCGGUUUCUCCAGUUCACACUGCGGCUGGGGAGCAGGUCUGUUCUGAGCACGUGCAGGGCACCUGACCAGCCUGGGGAAGGAGUUCUAUUGCAUUAUUCUUAUGACAAUGGGAUAACAUGGAAACUUCUGGAGCACUAUUCAUAUCUCAGCUAUCAUGAGCCCAGAAUAAUCUCUGUAGAACUACCAGAUGAUGCGAGACAGUUUGGAAUCCAGUUCAGAUGGUGGCAGCCAUACCAUUCUUCCCAAGGAGAAGAUGUGUGGGCUAUUGAUGAGAUUGUCAUGACCUCUGUCCUGUUCAACAGCAUCAGUCUUGACUUUGCCAAUCUUGUGGAAGUCACUCAGUCUCUGGGAUUCUACCUUGGAAAUGUUCAGCCAUACUGUGGCCAUGACUGGACACUUUGUUUUACGGGAGAUUCUAAACUUGCCUCAAGCAUGCGCUAUGUGGAAACACAGUCAAUGCAGAUCGGAGCAUCCUAUAUGAUUCAGUUCAGCCUGGUGAUGGGAUGUGGCCAGAAAUACACUCCUCACAUGGACAACCAGGUGAAGCUGGAGUAUUCAGCCAACCACGGCCUUACAUGGCACCUUGUACAAGAAGAAUGCCUUCCCAGUAUGCCAAGUUGCCAGGAAUUUACAUCUGCCAGCAUUUACCAUGCCAGUGAGUUCACACAGUGGAGGAGAGUCAUUGUUCUUCUUCCCCAGAAGACCUGGUCCAGUGCCACCCGCUUCCGCUGGAGCCAGAGCUAUUACACAGCCCCGGAUGAGUGGGCGUUAGACAGCAUUUACAUCGGGCAGCAGUGCCCCAACAUGUGCAGUGGGCAUGGCUCGUGCGACCAUGGCUUGUGCAGGUGUGACCAGGGAUACCAAGGAACUGAAUGCUACCCAGAAGCUGCACUUCCUUCCACAAUUAUGUCAGAUUUUGAGAACCCAAACGGUUGGGAAUCUGACUGGCAAGAAGUUAUUGGGGGAGAAAUUGUAAAGCCAGAGCAAGGCUGUGGGGUCAUUUCUUCUGGAUCUUCCCUAUACUUCAGCAAGGCUGGGAAAAGACAGCUGGUGAGCUGGGAUCUGGACACGUCUUGGGUGGACUUUGUCCAGUUCUACAUCCAGAUAGGCGACGAGAGUGCUUCAUGCAACAAGCCUGACAGCAGAGAGGAGGGCGUCCUCCUCCAGUACAGCAACAAUGGGGGCAUCCAGUGGCACCUGCUGGCAGAGAUGUACUUCUCGGACUUCAGCAAACCCAGGUUUGUCUAUCUGGAGCUCCCAGCAGCUGCGAAGACCCCCUGCACCAGGUUUCGCUGGUGGCAGCCUGUGUUCUCGGGGGAGGACUAUGACCAGUGGGCAGUCGACGACAUCAUCAUCCUGUCAGAGAAGCAGAAGCAGGUUAUCCCAGUGGUCAACCCAACUUUGCCCCAGAACUUUUAUGAGAAGCCAGCUUUUGAUUACCCUAUGAAUCAAAUGAGUGUGUGGUUGAUGUUGGCCAACGAAGGGAUGGCUAAAAACGAUAGUUUCUGUGCUGCUACACCUUCAGCCAUGGUGUUUGGAAAGUCAGAUGGAGACCGAUUUGCAGUUACGCGAGAUCUGACCCUGAAACCUGGAUAUGUGCUCCAGUUCAAGUUGAACAUAGGGUGUGCCAGCCAGUUCAGCAGCACUGCCCCAGUUCUCCUUCAAUACUCACACGAUGCUGGCAUGUCCUGGUUUCUGGUGAAGGAAGGAUGUUUUCCAGCUUCAGUAGGCAAAGGAUGUGAAGGGAACUCCCGAGAAUUGAGUGAGCCCACCGUCUAUUAUACUGGGGACUUUGAAGAAUGGACAAGAAUCACCAUUGCUAUUCCAAGGUCCCUUGCAUCCAGCAAGACCAGAUUCCGAUGGAUCCAAGAGAGCAGCUCUCAGAAGAACGUGCCUCCCUUCGGCUUGGAUGGAGUGUACAUAUCUGAACCUUGCCCCAGCUCCUGCAGUGGCCACGGAGACUGCAUCUCGGGUGUGUGUUUCUGUGACCUGGGAUACACAGCUGCACAAGGAACCUGUGUAUCAGACAUCCCUAACCACAGUGAGAUGUUCGAUCGGUUUGAAGGGAAGCUAAGCCCGCUGUGGUACAAGAUAACAGGAGGUCAGGUUGGGACUGGCUGUGGGACACUCAAUGAUGGCAGGUCCCUCUACUUCAAUGGCCUAGGGAAACGGGAAGCCAGGACUGUCCCACUGGACACCAGGAAUAUCAGACUUGUUCAGUUUUAUAUACAAAUUGGAAGUAAAACAUCAGGUAUUACGUGUAUCAAACCACGGGCUAGAAAUGAGGGGCUUGUUGUUCAGUAUUCAAAUGACAAUGGGAUAAUCUGGCAUUUGCUGCGGGAGUUGGAUUUCAUGUCGUUUCUGGAGCCACAGAUCAUUUCCAUUGACCUGCCACGAGAAGCGAAGACACCUGCCACAGCUUUCCGGUGGUGGCAGCCGCAGCACGGGAAGCAUUCAGCCCAGUGGGCUUUGGAUGAUGUCCUUAUAGGAGUGAAUGACAGCUCUCAAACUGGAUUCCAAGAUAAAUUUGAUGGCUCUAUAGACUUGCAAGCCAAUUGGUAUCGAAUCCAAGGAGGCCAAGUUGAUAUUGACUGUCUCUCUAUGGACACUGCCCUGAUAUUCACUGAAAACAUAGGAAAACCUCGGUAUGCUGAGACCUGGGAUUUUCAUGUGUCACCAUCAAGCUUCUUACAGUUUGAAAUGAGCAUGGGCUGCAGCAAGCCCUUCAGCAGCACCCACAGUAUACAGCUCCAGUAUUCUCUGAACAACGGCAAGGACUGGCAUCUUGUCACCGAAGAGUGUGUCCCUCCAACCAUUGGCUGUCUGCACUACACAGAAAGUUCAAUUUACACCUCAGAAAGAUUCCAGAACUGGAGGCGGGUCACAGUCUACCUCCCACUCUCCACCAAUUCUCCCAGGACACGGUUCAGAUGGAUUCAGGCCAACUACACCACAGGAGCAGAUUCCUGGACUAUUGAUAAUGUUGUACUGGCCUCAGGGUGUCCUUGGAUGUGCUCAGGACGAGGGAUUUGUGAUGCUGGACGCUGUGUAUGUGACCGGGGCUUUGGUGGGCCCUAUUGUGUUCCUGUCGCUCCCCUCCCCUCCAUUCUGAAAGACGACUUCAAUGGGAACUUGCACCCUGACCUUUGGCCUGAAGUGUAUGGUGCAGAGAGGGGGAACCUGAAUGGUGAGACCAUCAAAUCCGGAACAUCUCUGAUUUUUAAAGGGGAGGGACUAAGAAUGCUUAUUUCAAGAGACCUAGAUUGCACCAAUACUAUGUAUGUCCAGUUUUCACUCAGAUUUAUAGCAAAAGGUACUCCAGAGAGGUCUCACUCCAUCCUGUUACAGUUCUCUGUCAAUGGAGGAAUCACCUGGCACCUGAUGGAUGAGUUCUACUUCCCUCAGACGACCAGUACACUUUUCAUUAAUGUUCCCUUGCCGUAUAGCGCCCAGACCAACGCUACAAGAUUCAGACUCUGGCAACCAUAUAGCAAUGGUAAGAAAGAGGAAAUCUGGAUUGUUGAUGACUUCAUUGUUGAUGGAAAUAAUUUGAACAACCCUGUGAUGCUUCUGGAUACGUUCGACUUUGGGCCCAGAGAAGACAACUGGUUUUUCUACCCGGGUGGUAACAUCGGUCUUUACUGUCCGUAUUCUUCAAAGGGAGCUCCUGAGGAAGAUUCAGCCAUGGUGUUUGUUUCCAAUGAAGUUGGUGAGCACUCCAUUACCACCCGUGACCUAAGUGUAAAUGAGAACACCAUCAUUCAGUUUGAGAUCAAUGUUGGAUGCUCCACGGAUAGCUCAUCUGCUGAUUCAGUCAGACUGGAGUUUUCAAGGGACUUCGGAGCCACCUGGCACCUGCUGCUACCCCUCUGCUACCACAGCAGCAGCCAUGUCAGCUCCUUGUGCUCCACGGAGCACCACCCUAGCAGCACCUACUACGCAGGGACCACCCAGGGCUGGAGGAGGGAGGUCGUGCACUUCGGGAAGCUGCAUCUUUGCGGAUCUGUGCGUUUCCGAUGGUACCAGGGCUUUUAUCCUGCCGGCUCGCAGCCAGUCACGUGGGCCAUCGAUAAUGUCUACAUUGGUCCCCAGUGUGAAGACAUGUGCAGCGGGCAUGGGAGCUGCAUCAAUGGAACCAGGUGCAUCUGUGACCCAGGCUACUCUGGUCCCACCUGUAAAAUAAGCACCAAAAAUCCUGAUUUUCUCAAAGAUGAUUUUGAAGGUCAACUGGAAUCUGAUAGAUUCUUAUUAAUGAGUGGUGGGAAGCCUUCUCGGAAGUGUGGGAUACUUUCCAGUGGGAACAACCUCUUUUUCAACGAAGAUGGCUUGCGCAUGCUGGUGACUCGGGACCUGGAUUUAUCACAUGCUAGAUUUGUGCAGUUCUUCGUGAGACUGGGAUGUGGUAAAGGUGUUCCAGACCCCAGGAGCCAGCCAGUGCUUCUGCAGUAUUCUCUCAAUGGUGGCCUCUCCUGGAGUCUUCUUCAAGAGUUCCUUUUCAGCAACUCCAGCAAUGUGGGCAGGUACAUUGCCCUGGAAAUGCCCCUGAAAGCCCGUUCUGGUUCUACACGCCUCCGCUGGUGGCAGCCAUCUGAAAAUGGACACUUCUAUAGCCCCUGGGUGAUCGACCAGAUUCUUAUUGGAGGAAAUAUCUCUGGUAAUACAGUCUUAGAAGAUGAUUUCUCAACUCUGGACAGCAGAAAGUGGCUGCUUCAUCCAGGAGGCACCAAGAUGCCUGUGUGCGGCUCCACAGGCGACGCCCUGGUCUUCAUUGAAAAGGCCAGCACCCGCUAUGUGGUCACCACAGACAUUGCUGUGAACGAAGACUCAUUCCUACAGCUAGAUUUUGCUGCCUCCUGCUCAGUCACAGACUCUUGCUAUGCUAUCGAACUAGAGUACUCGGUGGAUCUCGGGCUGUCGUGGCACCCGCUGGUGAGGGACUGCCUGCCCACCAACGUUGAGUGCAGCCGCUAUCACCUACAGCGGAUCCUGGUGUCAGAUACUUUCAACAAAUGGACCAGAAUCACUCUGCCCCUCCCUCCUUAUACCAGGUCUCAAGCCACUCGUUUCCGCUGGCACCAACCAGCACCUUUCGACAAGCAGCAGACAUGGGCAAUAGAUAAUGUCUAUAUUGGGGACGGCUGUCUAGACAUGUGCAGUGGCCAUGGGAGGUGCAUCCAGGGAAGCUGUGUCUGUGAUGAGCAGUGGGGAGGCCUGUACUGUGAUGAGCCUGAGACCUCCCUCCCAAUCCAGCUCAAAGACAACUUCAAUCGAGCUCCCUCCAGCCAGAACUGGCUGACUGUGAACGGUGGGAAACUGAGCACUGUGUGUGGAGCUGUGGCUUCGGGACUGGCUCUGCAUUUCAGUGGGGGCUGUAGCCGAUUGCUGGUCACUGUGGAUCUAAACCUCACUAGUGCCGAGUUUAUCCAGUUCUACUUCAUGUAUGGAUGCCUCAUUACACCAAGCAACCGUAACCAAGGGGUCCUCUUGGAAUACUCCGUCAAUGGGGGCAUCACCUGGAACUUGCUGAUGGAGAUUUUCUAUGAUCAGUACAGCAAGCCUGGAUUCGUGAAUAUCCUUCUCCCUCCUGAUGCUAAAGAGAUUGCUACUCGCUUCCGUUGGUGGCAGCCACGACAUGAUGGCCUAGACCAGAAUGACUGGGCCAUUGACAAUGUCCUCAUCUCAGGCUCUGCGGACCAGAGGACAGUCAUGCUGGACACAUUCAGCAGUGCCCCAGUGCCCCAGCAUGAGCGCUCCCCUGCAGAUGCUGGCCCUGUUGGGAGAAUUGCUUUUGACAUGUUCAUGGAGGACAAAACUUCAGUGAAUGAGAAUUGGCUAUUCCAUGAUGACUGUACAGUGGAAAGAUUUUGUGACUCCCCUGAUGGAGUCAUGAUUUGUGGCAGCCAUGAUGGACGAGAAGUGUAUGCAGUGACCCAUGACCUGACUCCCACUGAAGACUGGAUCAUGCAAUUCAAGAUCUCUGUUGGAUGUAAAGUGCCUGAAAAAAUUGCCCAGAAUCAAAUUCAUGUGCAGUAUUCUACUGACUUUGGUGUGAGCUGGAACUAUCUCGUCCCUCAGUGCUUACCUGCUGAUCCAAAAUGCUCUGGAAGUGUUUCACAGCCAUCUGUGUUCUUUCCAACUAAAGGGUGGAAAAGGAUCACCUACCCACUUCCUGAAAGCUUAGUGGGAAACCCUGUAAGAUUUAGGUUCUACCAAAAGUACUCAGAUGUGCAGUGGGCAAUUGACAAUUUCUACCUUGGCCCUGGAUGCUUGGACAACUGCCGAGGCCAUGGAGACUGCCUAAAGGAACAGUGCGUCUGUGACCCAGGGUACUCAGGGCCAAACUGCUACUUAACUCACACGCUGAAGGUACUGCUGGACCCUUCGCUUACAGGCUGCCUUAUGACCAGUUUUCAUACAUGA
Molecule: messenger RNA, 6723 nt
Organism: Peromyscus eremicus (cactus mouse)
Lineage: Eukaryota; Metazoa; Chordata; Mammalia; Rodentia; Cricetidae
Product: reelin
Exons: 36
Coding region: 1-6723 (2240 amino acids)
Biological process (GO): central nervous system development; neuron migration
Molecular function (GO): lipoprotein particle receptor binding
Source: RefSeq, a predicted model, not a curated record